CUGGCUGGCUAACGGGCUGAAAGUACCAGAUGCUUUUCCAGCGGAGAAGAAGAACGGGCUCGAGUAAGCGAGAGAGGGUGAUGGCUUCUCGUUUUCCUGACGGAUAACGAUAGUCCUUCUCUUUAAAAAAAAGUGAGGGGGGACUUUGCUUUGCUUCUUCUGCACCUCCGUUUGUGUGACAUUGCGUCUGAAAUGUUAGCGCAGUCGUGCUUUCGGCCGUCGAGCAGCUUCUGGGCCGCAGCUCGGCACACCGAGCCCGAAUCUGGGAAGUAGCUAGCUAGCUGCCUGCUAGCUGCAGCCGUGCCCGAUGCUGCUGCUGCUGCUGUUAAACCGAUCCGAAAGACAACAAAAGCGGUUCAGGACCCCGGCGCCGAGUGAGCUAUUGUUUUACCUUACUGGACUACAGUGUGUGGCAUUUGAGAUGUGAUGCUCUUUGUGGCUGGAGGCUCUCGCUUGCUUGACGCGAAGGAGCUAACAUUGCUGCAAAAUGCACAGCAGAACCACAACAGCAAGCUCGUGUUGAAGGGGGCGAGGUUAGACUGAUAACAGCCCACCCUGAGGCUCACAAUUUGGACACCGACCACCACCACAUCCCCCCCAUCGUCAUUCACCGCUUCCUUAGCUGGCGAUAUGGAUAAACUGACGAUCAUUUCAGGGUGCCUGUUUCUGGCAGCAGAUAUCUUUGCAAUAGCCAGCAUUGCAAACCCAGACUGGAUCAACACCGGUGAAUCAGCAGGUGCCCUCACAGUCGGACUAGUCCGGCAAUGUCAGACCAUCCACGGACGAGACCGGACCUGUAUUCCGCCGCGGCUUCCUCCAGAGUGGGUCACCACACUUUUCUUCAUUAUCAUGGGUAUCAUCUCCCUCACAGUCACUUGUGGACUGCUUGUGGCAUCGCACUGGCGCAGAGAAGCCACCAAAUAUGCCCGCUGGAUCGCCUUCACUGGCAUGAUCCUGUUCUGCAUGGCGGCGCUCAUCUUCCCCAUAGGCUUCUAUAUAAAUGAGGUGGGAGGCCAGCCGUACAAGCUGCCCAACAACACGGUGGUCGGCUCCUCGUACGUGCUGUUUGUCCUCUCCAUCUUCUUCACCAUAGUAGGACUGCUAUUUGCAGGCAAAGUUUGCCUCCCAGGCUGAGGACUUGACCACGCCUGCCUCUGGACUGACACGGGAGGCUCUGAGAAAUGUAUGGGAUUUACAAAACACACAAAGACUGAAAAUCAAAAAACAACAAACUCUGGCCGGAAGCCUGAAACAGGGAAGUCUUUGAUUACAUGUCAAGUGGACCGCAGCACCACGGAGUACCUACUACUACUAAAAGAGGAAAACGAAUAAACGAACAAAACACUAAAGGGGGAGAUGUGGGCACAAAGUGGUGGAGGAGUGUGAGAGAGGGCAGCUGAGGCUGUUGCAGCACCCCGCUACUGUUGAUUUAAAAUAUGGCCGUCUCUCUGUUGUUGUUCUAUUGGAAAGGGUGCUUAAUGUGCUGCUGUCAUGGCAACCGCAGGCACAACGCUGGCACACAGUUCUUGAGGACCACUACAGCCAGUCCUCAACUUGACUCCCAGCCGCCCGCCCCCCCACCCUCAGCACACAUCCGCGUCGUCACGACCGCUCCUGUUGCUAUUUUUGGCUUCUCUUUGCUAUUUCAGUUGUGUGUUUUUCUGUUGCUGUACAUUUUCUGUUCUGUUUUUUUUUUCCAACCCCCCCCCUGCCUUUCCACUGAAGUAGUUUGAGUGUAAAUGAGGUUCACUGAACUGAACCCUUGAGGGGGAAGGGGGGUUUCUGCCAGCUUGGCUGUAGAGCAGGGUUUAUUCUCGCCUGUCACGUCACUAGGGCCCCAGGUGUGUGGUUGGGGAGAGCAGCUGUGUUCCCAGCUGUCUGAGCCAGCACACACACACUUCUGUGGACGAGAGGAAGGUGCAGGUGUGCCGCCUCUUUGUCUCCAACCAGCCGCAGCCCAGGAGCAGGUAGCAAGGAGGGGUGACCUCCCUGGGCUGCGAGCGCAUACCUUGUUCUCUGAGCCCAAGCAGAAUGGGAGGUCAGGCACCAUAAAGGAGAAUGCCACUCAAUGUGUAAGACCUUGCAUUAUGUUAUUUCUAUGCUAAACUAGAACAGCAGAAUAAGUAGUUGAGUGUAGACAGCUGUUUUGCUAAGCUUAGCCCAUGACACUGAUGCACAUCCUCUGCCAAUAAAUAGAAGACUGUGAAUUUAUAAUAUCCAUCUAAGCAUAAACACCUCCUGUAUUUGUAGUGAUAAUCUUAAUUCUGUAAAGUACAGCCACAAGUACUGUGGUGUUUUCAAAGGAUUUGUCAAAGAUGGUCAUCACUGUGGUGUGGGGGGGGGUGAGAUGGACUUGUAUAUUGCCAACUAUAGCAGACAGUAUUGACUUUUAUAAACGGAAGCUGUAGUCGCAUUAAGGUGUUAAAAUAACAUAUUUGAAUGCUGAUAAUUGGUGGUAUUCUCCUUUAAUGUUGGACAGUAAAUGAGCGAGCCAGGAGCAUUUUUUUUCUUGUGUUUGAAUGACGAUGAAGGCACUGGGACUGCAGGUCAGGUCCAUGCAUGGGGCUGUGCCUCAGUGUGCUGCUCUGGAGGUUUGUGAAUGUAAA
Messenger RNA from Scomber japonicus (chub mackerel), 2606 nucleotides. RefSeq names its product modulator of smoothened a (gene mosmoa). Lineage: Eukaryota; Metazoa; Chordata; Actinopteri; Scombriformes; Scombridae. Gene Ontology annotation, biological process: negative regulation of smoothened signaling pathway. The coding region runs from base 631 to 1134 and encodes 167 amino acids. The transcript has 3 exons. The record is from RefSeq and is a predicted model, not a curated record. Gene Ontology annotation, cellular component: Golgi apparatus; ciliary membrane.